Messenger RNA from Penicillium longicatenatum, 2772 nucleotides. RefSeq names its product STE11 family mitogen-activated protein kinase kinase kinase. The transcript has 2 exons. Gene Ontology annotation, biological process: protein phosphorylation. The coding region runs from base 1 to 2772 and encodes 923 amino acids. The record is from RefSeq and is a predicted model, not a curated record. NCBI's taxonomy places the organism in Eukaryota, Fungi, Ascomycota, Eurotiomycetes, Eurotiales, Aspergillaceae. Gene Ontology annotation, molecular function: protein binding; protein kinase activity; ATP binding.
AUGCUGGCUAAAACCCAGUACUCUGCUGGCCCCCUAGGGGUACCAACUCCGGUGACGGCCUAUCACACGACAACCUCCCGACCCGCGACAGCGACAAAAGCGGAUGGAGUUGGCUUUACAAGCCCAACGAAGUCCGAAUUCUCCGACGGACAGGAUGAGCUUGCGGCCAUUCGGGCGUGGGAUGAGAAGAAGGUGGUCGCCUGGCUACACAGCAUCAAAUGCGGUCAAUAUGAAUCCAUAUUUAGAGGUAUUAUUUCCCUUGUGAUUGAGACCAACCGGGGGAAAACUGACGCCGCUAUAGCUAAUAACUUUAACGGCGACAAUCUGAUCGACUGCGACCAGAAGAUAUUGCAAGAGAUAGGCAUCAAGAAAGUGGGCGACCGAGUGCGCAUCUUUAUCGCAAUCAAACAACUUCGGAACAAAGCCAUGGUGAAUCCAAGGCAAAAGAAUAUUGUAUGCAGUUUUGUCGUUUCACAUGUGACUGGGAUGCUGACUUUGGAAAAGAACAAACUAGCUGCUAUGGAGGCUGCGGCCCUGUCCUCUGAAACUUCGCGCUUCUCCGGUUUCCCAUCUCUCGGCAAUGGACGCAUGUCUCAGCUAGGGGAGGAAUUUGGCAAAUCAUCACAACCUGGCACACCUGGAGACUCCUGGCGCAAGGAUUAUCUCAAUCAACCAUCAUCAGGGGGCUCAGGGACCGGUCGUACUGCCACUGACGGGUCGAGAAGCUCUCACCCGCGGAAUCCCAGUCUUGACGGGCUGACGAUGGGCCCACUCCCUCCUAAUUCACCUGUGAUUCGCGUGAUCUACACUGGUGGACAGACCAAGGUCCUUGAUAUUCGACACUGCAAAACACCAGAUGAGGUGAUGGUUGGUGUUCUGAAGAAGCUGCAGCUGCCAGAGCACCAGUACAGAAAUUACUGUUUCUAUGUUCUGGACGGCUUAGACCCGGAUCUGGCAAACUGCAGGCGGUUGACUGAAAGCGAGCUUAUGGAAAUUUGUGAAGGCGUCAGCAAGUCCGAACGCGGUCGUUUGAUCUUGCGAAAGAUUCACGCUGGGGAGCCGGAUGGUGAUGAACUUCGACGAGCGUCACAGCUGGCUGUGGACGAAAGUUCUGUUACCCAUCAAAUCGCGCUGAACAGAUCCAAUCGCCGUAACCAACACAAAAUCCAACAGCUCACCGGUGAAUCCUGGCAGGUUAUCAACACCAAGCAGCCAGUCUCUCCACAAGGACCCCGCAGUCGGUCUACUCCCUCCAUUGAGCAGGACCAGAUGUCACCAGGCGAUCAACGUAACCCAGUGGCCAAGCUUCGGUCAUUCUUCGGCCAGAGACCUCCAAGUGAGAUGAUUAUUCACGAGCUUCCAUCCUUCUUCCCUAGUCAUGAUCGCCAAGAUAUCGAAAAGACAAUGCGGAGAUCGCAACGUCUCAGCCGUGCUGCAAGUCGUCUCAGUGUUGUUAGCAACUACAGUGUUGCGUCGAGCCUUAAGGAUGCGCCUCCACUUCCACCGUUACCUUCUAUUCCUCCUAUCCCCCCAAUGCCUAACAUUGCCGAUGCCUGGCUUCAACACCAAGGCGGAGCACCGGCGGCGCGUGCGCGGCCCACGUCUAUUUCUAAAUUUAACCUUCCCCAAUCCUCAUACCGCGACUCUAUUGCGUCAAGCACCCUUCAACCACUCCAAGAGGAAUCUCCAACAACAACUGAGCCAAACCGCAAGUCUUAUGUCUCACUUGACAGUGGGUCAGAUGAGCCAAAUCCCUCUCGGCAGAGCCUGCUGGAGGAGAGUAUGAGUGUUGCUGCUACCGACGGUGGUUCCAGUAAUGAUCGAAUGAGUGUUAUGGUAGCCGAGUAUGAAGAGGAGGAAGAAGAGGAAGAGGACCCAGGCAUGUCCGAUUUCUUGGCUGGCAAUCACUUUGCACCGGCGAACUGGAUGAAGGGUUCUCUUAUCGGCGAGGGUUCUUUCGGAAGUGUUUUCCUGGCUCUACACUCCAUUACUGGAGAGCUUAUGGCUGUGAAGCAGGUUGAAGUUCCUUCCGGCACCAAGGGCACGGAAUUCGAUCAACGCAAAAACCUAAUGGUCACUGCCCUUAAGCAUGAGAUUGAGCUUCUACAAGGAAUGCAUCACCCGAACAUUGUGCAAUACCUGGGCACAGCUGCCGAUGAAGAACACCUGAAUAUUUUCCUGGAAUACGUGCCCGGUGGUUCAAUUGCCACUAUGCUGAAGCAAUACAACACUUUCCAGGAGCCCCUGGUCAAGAACUUUGUCCGGCAGAUCCUGGCAGGUCUUUCCUACCUGCACAGCAAAGAUAUCAUUCAUCGUGAUAUCAAGGGUGCCAAUAUCCUCGUUGACAACAAGGGUGGAGUCAAAAUCUCCGAUUUCGGUAUUUCCAAGCGUGUCGAAGCAUCCCAUGUGCUCGGAUCCCGAGCCAGCCAUGGUGGUGGUGGCCACCUCAACCGUCCUUCUCUGCAAGGUAGCGUUUACUGGAUGGCACCCGAAGUUGUACGGCAAACGGCCCACACAAAGAAGGCUGACAUCUGGAGUUUGGGUUGUCUGGUUGUCGAGAUGUUUAUUGGUGCUCAUCCCUUCCCCGAUUGCAGUCAGCUUCAGGCUAUUUUCGCUAUCGGUAGUAACCAAGCUCGCCCACCGGCACCGGAACAUGUUAGCCAAGAGGCAGUUGAGUUCCUGGAUAUGACCUUCCAGGUUGAUUAUGAGAAGCGGCCUAGUGCGGAUGAGUUGUUGAAGUGUAAGUUUCUGGCUAUGCCAAAGCUGGGAUAA